Molecule: messenger RNA, 1714 nt
Organism: Populus nigra (black poplar)
Lineage: Eukaryota; Viridiplantae; Streptophyta; Magnoliopsida; Malpighiales; Salicaceae
Exons: 7
Coding region: 232-1476 (414 amino acids)
Biological process (GO): triglyceride catabolic process; lipid homeostasis
Cellular component (GO): lipid droplet; membrane; cytoplasm
Molecular function (GO): triacylglycerol lipase activity
Source: RefSeq, a predicted model, not a curated record
GCGUUGUCCACAAGCCCGAGAAUACGCGCUCUCUCUCUCUCUCUCUCUCUCUCAGAAAACGUGGACGUUUGGUGACGUACGUCCAUCACCUCCACCUCCACCUCCACCUCCACCUCCUCGUCCUUACCGAACACUACAACAGUUGUCACACACAAAACACACAAGGGGAAGACAACAAACCCACGUAAUUUUUCACAAGUGACGACAAAAGAGAGAGAAAUAAGGACAGGAAUGCUCUUCAAAAAGAAGAAACCAAAAGGACCAAAAUUUUCUUCUUCUUCAAUGGCUCCUCCCUCACUCUCUACUCUUCUUCCUCACGCUCGCCACUCUUUCCUCCCCCCUACAAACCCUAACAUCACUCACCGUUACAUGCUCUCUCUCCGCCCUUCUCAUUCUCUAUCUUUUGCUGCAAGCUUUUCUUCCGACAAGCAAAACGACAGCACCACCGAAAACAGAAUCACAUACCCACCCGCGCAACCACCCGCGCCACCGCAGCCGGAGAAGAAGUCGUUUGCUGUUGCCACUGGCGAACUUUUCUUGGGAAUUGCGUCGAGGGUUUUGAGAAGCACUAAUAAAAUUAAUUAUAAUGGGAAUGUUGAUCACGAGGAGAGGAUUGGGGCUGUAAUGAAGGAUGAGGUUGAACCUGAGGUUAUAUGGGAACAACGAGUUAAAGAUAUUGAAGCGGAGAAAGAUCGACCUGUGGUUACAAGUCCUGGCUUUAGUUUCUCUGCUGCUGGCUUGUUGUUUCCUUAUCAUCUUGGAGUUGCUCACUUGCUUAUUGAAAAGGGUUAUAUCAAGGAAACCACACCAUUAGCUGGUUCCUCCGCUGGCGCUAUUGUAUGUGCUGUGAUUGCCUCUGGGGCCAGUAUGCAUGAGGCUUUAACAGCUACCAAAGUAUUGGCUGAAGAUUGUCGGCUAAAAGGGACUGCUUUUCGGCUUGGGGCUGUUCUGCGGGAUGUUCUUGAGAAGUUUCUGCCAGAUGAUGUUCACAUUAGGUCCAAUGGAAGGGUUCGAGUCGCUGUUACUCAGAUUCUGUGGAGGCCCAGGGGUUUGCUAGUGGAUCAGUUUGACUCCAAGGAAGAUCUCAUAAAUGCAGUUGUCACUUCUUCCUUCAUUCCAGGAUAUCUUGCACCAAGGCCCGCAACCAUGUUCCGGAAUCGACUUUGCAUUGAUGGUGGUUUGACAUUGUUUAUGCCACCAACAUCCGCUGCUCAGACGGUUCGCAUUUGUGCUUUCCCUGCCAGUCAAAUGGGACUGCAAGGGAUCGGGAUUAGUCCAGAUUGCAAUCCUGAAAAUAGGGCCAGCCCAAGAGAGCUUUUCAAAUGGGCAUUGGAGCCAGCAGAAGAUCAUGUUCUUGAUCGGCUUUUCGAGCUUGGAUAUUUAGAUGCUGCUGUGUGGGCUGAGGAGAACCCUGUGCAGAAUGUAGUUCAAGAUGACUGUCCCUUGGUUGAAAAUGGCUCCAGUACCUCACCAUAAGGUGCAUCACCUGGUGCUAUUUCAAGGAUGCUUCAGAUUCUUUGGUGACAAACGACCAUGUUAAUUUCAUUUACAUGAUCUUGACAUGGCUAUACAUUUAACAAAUCUCAAUGUAGGGAGCAGUGAACGUUCUUGUUCUUCUACAAUUUGCUGUAUAGUGAUUUUAUCAAUAAUUAGUUGAACGAUAUAAUGGAAGGAAAAUAGCAACGGAAGAAAUAAAAGAUUAGAUUUUUAGGGA